AUAUUGCCUUGUAAAUUUCAAUGAUGGCUUUUAUUGUGUUAAAGAAAAUCUGGGUGCUGCCAGCAUAAUAUCCUGCUGCUACAAUAACGCUAAUGAACCCUCAGUUGGCCAUCACUUCGUUGAAAAAUCACGGAAAGUUUAACGAAGUGGAGAUAGGUGGCCUGUAAUAACAAAGGGACAUUUUAUAUUUUAGCCGUAGAUGCGGUUAGCCUAAUAUAAGUUUAGACUUAAUGUGAGUGUGUUUGUUAAAAUAAAUGAAAAUAUGUGUCGGUGAGUGUGUGCUUGAAGGUUUUAUCCUUCCACUAUUUGCUGUCGAUCAGCCGCCAGUAUCGCGUGUCCAGUAAACACAGUGCGUCCUUGGAGACUGGUAACAUGGCAACGAAGUGCAAAAACAGACUGGAGCUUCACGUCCACGCCGGUUUUGUGAACAAGCGAGCCACUUCAAUAUUGAGGCGAAGUGUUUUUAAAACCGACUUUGUCACAAAAUGUCUUCCGGAGUUUUAGUUUCUAGACCCCAUUUUGACAGCAGGGCUGUUGUCCAAGCGGCCGGACCGACCAAGCACACAGACGCAGACGCCGCAGUCACAGAUGGUUUGUAUCCCUCCUCCGGCUUGGCUACAGCGGGAUACCGUUCGGCCAAAUACACCACUGAGGAUUGGUACGGAAAUAAUUUAUCCACCCUUAACCAGGCGGUCGCAGAUCGUAGCAACGCGGAGAGAAUUCGCAUUGAGUCCAAAACAUUGUGCACUGAGACCGAAGCCGGAACUUUGCGCAGCCAAGCCGAAGGAACACGGCGCCUGGGCGAGAGGCUGCAGGACAUGCACUUAUGGAAGUCAGAGCUGCAGCGUCACAUCGAACGGCUGAUCGCCGAGACGGACCUCCUCCUGGGACAGAAGAGGAGGCUGGAGAAGGCGCUGGACGCAACUGAGAUCCCGUUCGCCAUCGCUACGGAUAACCUGACGUGUAGGGAGCGGCGGCCGGGGCCCGACCUGGUCAAAGACCUCGUAGAGGAGGAACUGCUCAAGGAGGUGGAGUUGAUCAGGAGUGUUCAGGCUCUGUUGAAGAGAACGCUGUCUCAGGCUGUCAACCAAAUAAAGUGUAACAGGGAGGCCAAGCAGACACUGGAGCUGGACUGGUCUGACAAGUACCAGGCCUACAGCCUGGAUGACCAGUGUGGACGCUACGGCAACACGAGCACGGACACACAGCUUCACCCAACCUCAGCCAAUGUACAGGACCACGUGUGUAACCGUGACGUCUGGGUGCGUGUCACCCAGGACAACCUGUCUGUGGCUCAGCGGGAGGAGCGGGCCAGCGCGGAGCUCCGGCUCCUGAUGGACAGGGUCCUCCAGGAGACAGCGGAGGACCUGAGGGCGCAGUGCUCCCACGUGGACCGUGCCUUCAGCCAGCGCUGUGUGCAGCUCACUGAGGCCAAGACACAGCUGGAACUGCACCUGGCCCAGAUCCUGGAGCAGAUUGGGGCCCAGGAGCGUAACGUGGUGUCUCUGAGGCAGGCGCUGCACGACAAGGAGGCCCCUCUGAGAGUGGCCCAGUCCAGGCUGCGUCAGCGCUCUCAGAGACCCCACAUGGAGCUCUGCAGGGACGACCCCCAGCUCAGUCUGGUGGAUGAAGUGGACCAGAUCUCCCGGAGCAUUUCAUCACUGCAGCGCCAGCUGUCUGCAGCGCGGAGCUCCCUGGCCGACCUGGAGAGGUCCCGCCUGGUCCUGGAGAAGGGCGUCGGCUCCAAGACCCACAGCCUGCUCAUCGACAGGGAGAAGUGCAUGGCCCAACGCACACGCUACCCCACUGUCAUAGCCCUGUCGGGGUACUGAGAGGGGCCGUGCUGAUGCUUGGGUGACGGUCUGUGUGUUGUGUCGUGUGGGUUGUUUAAUUGUGUGGUUUAUUCUACGCCGUCGGCCCGGUGUUACCAGUUGUAUUGUGGCAACCAAUAACUGCGUGUCUGUCUCUGCCGAAACUAGAGCAGGACCAAGUUUUAUUCCCUCACACGCCCCCUUUCUCUCUGUCCUUGUUCAGUAGCCAUCAGGCAUCUGAGACGGCCUGUUCCUGAAGACGUACUGUCCUGUAGCUUUUCACCCGUUCACGUUUGUCAGAUCUGUGGAGGAGGGUGAAUGAGGAGGUAACAAAGAGGAGGUGGAAUAAGGACAGGGGAGAGGGAACGAGGACAGGUGAGAGGGAACCCUAUCCUGGGAUGUGUUCAAUAUAACCUCCGUUCUCAAAGAGCUCUGGUCUAAAAUAGUAUGCUAUACAAAGACCGUUUAGAACAUUUUUGUUUCAAUUGUUUGAAAGUAGAAAUAGUUUAGUGUGAGUGCUGGAGAAACCAGUUGUUCUGGAUGGUGGGUCUGGAAUAGAGGUUACACUGGUUGAGCUGUCCGGGCAUGGUAAACCAGCCAUACCAGUGGAAUCCAACGCCCUCUCCCUGGUGGAGCAGCAACAUCUGUUUGUUGUUCUUGUCCUCACCUGUAAUCCUGGUCACUGACCCUUGUUAAGUUCUUCCUUUCCUGGUGUAUCUUGUCGGUCUUUGUUUGUUUGUGUCCAUAUGUAAUGUUGUUUGGUUUUUGUUUGUGUCCAUAUGUAAUGUUGUUUGGUUUUUGUUUGUGUCCAUAUGUAAUGUUGUUUGGUGUUUGUUUGCACUUAUUCUUUUACUUUCUAGUAGUUUUUAUUAAAAGUCCCCCGUUCUCCCUGCACCUAUGUCCUGCCUCCUAACCCCACUGAUUGAAUGCUACAUGGGAGCAGCCAGGUUCUCAUUAUUUAGCCGAGUGCUUUGCUUGUCGCUGUGCUUGUGUCCAUUCAUCCUCUGUCUGACCUACUGGUUUUAAUACACAGAUAUGUUCUCGGUUAUAUUUACUUUAUAACCCUAAAUAUUGAACUACUUCUGAGUCUAUAGUGAACUAGUCCUGACCAGAGUCUGUAGUGGGAUCUAUAGACUAUUACUAUAAAGGGAUCUUCUGCUGGACCAAAGAUGGCUGAUAUUACAGUGACUCAUGGACAUCAUGGGAUGGUCUGAUUGCUGCCUGAGUCCUGCAGAAGGGGCACCCCAGAGAGAGAGAGAGAGACGUCCAGAAUGAUUACGGAGGCAUUCCAUCUCAUUUAUUUUCUGUCUCAUGUCUGGACUAACCAUUUGGCCUGAGACAGCCAGUGCCCAACUCUCACCACGUGGUGGCAGUAGAGAGCCAAGAGGCAAACGUUUAGUCAGAAGCAACUGGUGUUUGAAGGUUGAAGAUUAAAUGUGCAUGUUACAUGAUCACCCCAAAGAAAAUACCAAGCUCCUUUGAAAAUGGUUCUAAAAAGCUGAUCUCAUCUUGUCCAAAAGUGACCUUGCCUUGUCUCAGACAGAUCACCACCAGUCAUAAUCUCAAUCUGUCCUCUAUAUUUUAAUUGGCCAGAAGCAGUUGUCACUGAUUUUGUCUUCUAAACUAAUGAUUGGUUUUGCAAGGUGGUACUUUUUCGCUGAAUAGAGAUGAGUGCACCUUUUAAAAAUACCAAUAACAUUCACUUAGUCUUUAAUUGAACAAAUUAGGCCAAACUCAAAUGGCGUGUUGGUAUGCGUUUCAAUGCUAAGCGCAAGCUUCCCAACAUAUCCGUUGUAAAGGACCAGUAUGGAGGACAGUGAAUCCUUGACGCUUUUGCAAGGACAUACAAGCUUUAAUCUGAGUGGUAUAGGCUUAGCUGUCGGCAUCCGUUUGUCUCAAUAUGCUGAAGGUCAAAACAUAUUUUCGUUGACUUGAACCAACAAGUAUUCAGCCGUCCCUUUUUAGGUCAGCGAAUCGCCGGUUGUGCGAUAGCCAUCCUGACUUCCUCUGACGAUGCAGAGAGCAGUUCCUCACGGGCAGCAGACAGAUAUGACAUUGUUGCAGGUUUUGCAUGUUCCUCAUUCCUCAUGGGGAAGGGGCGUGGCUUAUUGCCCUGAGUUUGCUCGUCACCUGACAUCUUCACACCAGAAGACACAUCAUGAAUUCAAAAUAAAUAUUUUGUAUACUGAGGGGAAAAAAGGGUAGAUUUAGGCAGUUUGGUGACAAAUAUGGCAGGUACACUAGUCAAGUCAUGUCAAAUGUAUUUAUAAAGCACAUUUAAAAGAAAGAAAGAAAUAUACAGAGAAGGACACAGGGUGAUUGAGUUUUUCCUACUUCUUUUUUUGCAAAUGAAAUGAAGACAAGACAGACACAGGACAAGGGAAUCAUAACAGUACAGCCAACACCAAACUAUAAAAAAGCUAAUAUGUAUUGAACGUGGAAUGUCUCUGAUACCACCAAACGGUAGUGACCCUCGCACAGCGAAAAGGUUUUGUGUUGGAACGGAAUACGCUCUUUUUAUUAGGAUUGCCUCUUGUCGUGGGGAAGGUUAAGUAAUACACUAUAUCACACCAAUUCAUCUACACCUAAAUCCAGAUCGAAAAUUACACCUUAGGCGAUUUUCAAGUAACAAUGUAAUAUCUGUGGAAAAUGUUUCCGAUGGGUUAUAAUCUUUUCUCUCUUCAUUUACCAAUUAAAACCUUUGAUGUUCCAGGAGGUGAAUGCAAACUCAUAUUGUUUACACAUUUUAUGGUAUCUUACAUUACAAAUGGCUGAGUAAGAAGAUAGUUACUGGCUUCAGAAUGUCAAAGGUCACACAUAUUGCCUCAACAUCUGAGUAGCUUCCCAAGAAACACCUCCCCAAAACCAUCUCCCUCUCCUUACAUUUUAAAGGCUGGUUCAGCUUAUAAAGACAUUAUAAAUGUUGGUUAAAGGUAAGUGAUUCGGCAUGCUCUGGCCUUUAAGUUUGUGACGAGUUUAAGAUUGUGGAUGCUUUGGCCUGGUGGUCAAUGAUAGGUAGGCCUGUCUCUAUCCUAGGCUGUCAAUUCUGUUUCUUCAGCUCAGCUGCUUUCUCCUUUAGUUUAUGAAAGUCAAUUUCAAAGUUGUCUCCAUUGGUCUUGAUGGCUUGCACCAGAACAUUACCUGUGUUGUAGAGAUUAAUUGUAAUGACUCCCUUCAAAUUGGAAUUAAAAACUUUACUCAAAUGCUUUAGUGACAUAUUGCCUUCAGGUGUAGCAGAAAUGCAGUCAAGGGCACUAUGGUAAAAGUCAUGUAAGAAAGCUUGUUCACUAAAGUUUGUGUAAUUUAUUUUAGUGAUAAUGUGAGGUUUGGCCCUCUGGAUGCUAACAUAUCUGAUACAUGCAAUGGGGCAAUGGUCACUCACAUCUGGUGGAAAAACAUCACUAGCAACAUAUUUAUCGGGUGCAUUUGUUAAAAUAUAAUCAAUCAAUGUAGACUUUGUAGGCAUCUUAUGAUUAGGCCUCGUUGGCUUAGUGAUUAACUGUGUGAGAUUUUGCUCAGCGCAGAACUCCUUAAUACCACCAGAGUCCUGUGUUUCCCAAUCCAAGUUAAAAUCUCCAAGAAUAAUCACUUCAGAUGACGUCAAAGUGGCUAAGACGUCAGUUAACUGGUUAAGAUUACUUCUUUUUGCAGAGGGUGGACGAUAUACACCUACAAUUGUUAUAUCGCAGUUGUUUCCUAAUUUAAGACUUAAGGCUAGCAAUUCAAAUUGUUUCGGAACGGAGACAGACUUUAACAGCGAUACUGAGAGAUUGUUCUUUGUAAAAAUGGCAAUGCCACCACCUUUCCCCCUCCUGUCUGCCCUGAAUACACUGUAUCCCCCCAACUCAAUAUCUGCAUUGUUUAUCUUUUUUGUUAACCAGGUUUCAGAUACCAUGAAGAUGUCUGGAUUUGACUGAGAUACCAAGUUCCUAAUUUUAUCCAACUUAGACAACAGACUACGUACAUUUAGGUGCAAAAAAACAAGCCCCGGACGAUUUUUGAAAACGCAAGUAUCGUCAGUAUACCAAAGAUUACUACGAACAGAUUUACUAUCCAAGUUUCGUUUCCAGAAGUCCAAUUUAAAGUCAUCUAGAUGGGUUUUGGAGGUGGGCACUGGAACAGUCCCUGUGUGGUAGAGAUUCUCACUGACAACUCCCUUUAUAUUAUUAUCUUGCCCACAGACUUUGAUCUGAAUUCCGUCCUGGAUGUGUCUCUCUUUAGCGCGGCGGUUGGUGUGAGCCGGGGCACCACGCCGAGCUGCCAGGUUUGCUGUGUAGAAAACCAAGUUGGUGGCAUUGUUGUUAGCCAGAGCUCGGUCCACCAACAGAGUCUCUGGAUUUUCCCUUAAGUAGUUCCGUUUGGAAUGUUUCCUGGCAGCCUUCGAGAUCAUACCUUCAGGAUACGGGAUCUCCAUGGCGUUGACCCCGCUUGUACUGGUCACACCUGUUGUUGGUGGAGACAAGAAGGUCUCUGCAAAUAUAUUAAUCGUCCAUAAUAUUGUUCCAGUGCUCUCAUUAGGUUUUACAUAGUGUUUCCUUUUAAUUGUUUUAGUCUGUCCAGUUAGGCACAUCAAGCAUCCGUUCCCUUUCCGAAUUUGGCUUUGGACAAACUUUCCUGACACCCGGAAUAUUUUAAACAGUCCUCGGACCAUCCUCACAUUCAAACAUAUAUACUUAUCUUCUCCGUGUGUUUUCGUGAGCUGCUGAAUAACCAAAUCUUAGGACUCGCUCUCACACGGACGGACGGACGUACAGGCGCAGAUGCAAUCUGUCAAUCUCCAAAUAGCCAAACGUUGUUUACUCUACUACUCUGAAGAGGAAUGUCUCUGCGAAUGUCUCUUCUCUCUUUUGUUUAAGUGUAACCUGGAUGUGGACCUGAGGGCCCAGUGCUCCGAUGUGGACUGUGCCUUCAGCCAGCGAUGUGUACAGCUCACUGAGGCCAAGACACGGCUGAAACUGCACCUGGCCCAGGUGUGUGGAGGGGAGAUGGAGAAUGGUGUGUGUGGGAGAAUGGCAUCGGUGUGUGUCAGAAGCAUUGAAAAGAAUGCCUACCAUGUUAUGGCAUGUGUCAUUUUAGGAAGACAAUGUCACAGGUUUUUCAAGUUCUUAUCUACUGGAUCUUACAUUUUUGUCUGUGUGUUCAUCUUUCACUUGAAAAGUGAAAAAUGCAUGAAGUGAAACGAAAACGAAAGGGGAGAGCACUUCCUGCUUUCAGGCCUGUCAGUCACAUAAAAAUUAUAGAGUAAUUGGUGAACAAGGAACUACAAUACUUUUUAACAAUUAACAAUACUCUUUCCUGCAUUCAAACUGGUUUCCGACCAAAUCACAAUAUCAUUACUGUCACAGUACUUGUUGUAAAUGAUAUUGCUAAUGCACUGGAGACAAUAGAAAGUGCUGUGCCGCCAUGUUUGUAGAUUUGUCUAAAGCCUUUGACACUGUAGACCAUGCGGUACUUUUGAGUAAGCUGUCAGCAAUAGAACUGGGAUCGGAUGCCUGUCGUCUGUACAUAUAAAUACUUAUGGAUCUGGCUGGAUGAUAAAUUGUCUUUUAAAAUACAUGUUGGUGAACUCAGUAAAAGGCUAAAAAUCAAGCUAGGCUUCCUCUAUAGAAACAGAUCAUGUUUUACCUCUGCAUUUAGCAAAUAAAUUGUGCAAGCUACUUUUAUGUCAGUUGUUGAUUAUGGGGAUAUUAUCUACAUGCUGCAGCGCCCUUCUAUUACAUUUUUUUUUUUACUUCUUACUGAUGCGUAUCAAUGUAGUACAGUGCAUAUAUGCAAUAUACAUUAUUUUUGUAGUAGACAAAGCAUGCAAAAAAGUAGCCAAUCAAAUUUGAAUAAUAAAUAAAGCCAAUCACGUGUAAAUAAUUACAAACGCGUCAUUUUAAAUAUGACCAAUACAGAAAUCAUGUGCACGAGACCGACGUAUGAAAUCGCUCUGCAACUGAGACGACGAAGUAAAUGUCAUCCAAGAUUUUGAAAGCCAUCAGAUCCGCCGUGGUAAGGACUUGUACGGUACACAGUCGAUCAGUGAUGUAUUUUUGCUUUAGGUCAAUGUGUCGGUGGUGCGGUUUGGCGGAACUCCCUCGUUAACUGGUUUAGUUAGCUAGCUAACCUUUAUCUAGCUAACUUUAGUGUUCAUGAUUUUUGAGUUUCGGAAAUGGUAGCUAGUUCAAUUGUAAAAUGCGGGUGGGGAAGCUGACAUCAAGAAUGGUAGCUAAGUUUUUAUUUUUGUCUGGCCAGAC
This is a messenger RNA of Esox lucius (northern pike), 8050 nucleotides long. RefSeq names its product tektin 4 (gene tekt4). Gene Ontology annotation, biological process: cilium assembly; cilium movement involved in cell motility. Lineage: Eukaryota; Metazoa; Chordata; Actinopteri; Esociformes; Esocidae. The record is from RefSeq and is a predicted model, not a curated record. The coding region runs from base 486 to 1832 and encodes 448 amino acids. Gene Ontology annotation, cellular component: microtubule cytoskeleton; nucleus; sperm flagellum. The transcript has 6 exons.